CUCCAGCUCGCCCGGACGGCCCGCCCUCUGGUCAUCAGCUUCGGCAGCAACACCUGACAACCGUUCCGGGCGAAGUUGGACGUGGUCAAGCGGAUCAUGUCGGACUUCGCCGCCGUGGCUGACUUCGUGGUGGUGUACGUGGCUGAGGCGCACCCCACCGACGGCUGGGUCAUGAGCAAGAACGCUGACAUCCGGCAGCACCGGAGUCUGGAGGAAAGACUGGCGGCGGCCGAGAUGCUGGCUCUGCACGACAUCCCCUGUCCUAUCCUGGUGGACACCAUGGACAACGCCGCCGCGCGCGCCUACGCCGCCAUGCCCGACAGGUUGUACAUCGCGUUGGACGGGGUAUGUGUUUACCAGGGCCUCCCGGGACCAGGUGGCUACCAUCCGGAAGAAGUUCGCGACUGGCUGCAGAAAUUCUCGGGAUAAAGUGGACGGACUGACAGACUUUAGUUAGUUACGAUGAAAGGUUAAAUCUAUAUGGAACCGAAGUUCUUCCUACACAGUCAGUCAAUCCAAGGACAUCUUUAUCAGGGUGUAAUGAGCUCCUGGCCGCAUGGUGGCGUGACAGCGUCAAGAAGGAUGCGGUCCCAAAGUACUUUAUAUCCCUCCCGUCCAAAUGUUUGACAUUGAUGUAUGCUACUCUACUAUUUUUGGAUCAUCGGUAUCUGUUUGCGACAUCCUUAAUGUUUAAUAGUGUUGAUCCUAAUCGUUAUAUAUUGUUGAAAUUAUCUCAACUGCUACUAUUCACGAGUUUCUCAUCCCCAGAAUGCAUUGCGAAGACAGGGGUCUAAACCUCAUUUGCAUAGGAGAGGAAGGCAUCGGAAUAAUCCCUGUCGUGAAUGUACCUGAAAGAAAGACAUGCAUUUAGGAAACACAUGAUAAAUCAGAUUGCAUGUGACUGUACAAGUUGU
Molecule: messenger RNA, 914 nt
Organism: Branchiostoma belcheri (Belcher's lancelet)
Lineage: Eukaryota; Metazoa; Chordata; Leptocardii; Amphioxiformes; Branchiostomatidae
Product: type I iodothyronine deiodinase-like
Exons: 2
Coding region: 97-429 (110 amino acids)
Molecular function (GO): thyroxine 5'-deiodinase activity
Source: RefSeq, a predicted model, not a curated record